UCAACACUUCCCUGUCAAUAGAAAGACGUAAGGCGAUCUUAUUUAAGAUCGAGCCUAAAUUAGCUAAUUUAGCUCUGUCAGAAUCUGGUAGUGAGGCACAGGGCCUCCUCUUUGGUGACUCAUUCAUUAAAGACAUGAGCAAAUUUGUGGGAGCAUUCACGGCCCUUGACAAGGCCCAAUCCUCCAUGAAGAGGGUUUUCCACCCUCGUUUUUCUCACAGGGCCGGCAGCUCCAGGGGCCGUCUGUCCGGCCGCUCCUCUUUCCAGACCCGGGGCUCGGGUCGAGGUUCCUACAGCCACCGAUCCUAUUCAGAUAGAUCCUCAUUCCAGGACUCCAGACAACCAAUGGGUUUCUUCCCAUCCCGAGGCGCCCCCAAUCGUAGAGGUUUCCGUGGAAACUACGGCUCCCGCCGCCCUUUUGGUAAGUGUACCACCACUUCUUUUUUCUCCACUUUGUGUAGGGGGCAGACUACGACAUUUUUCUCGUCCUUGGUCCGCCAUCACCACGGACACUUGGGUGCUCUCCACAAUCCUUGGUUUCCAGAUAGAGUUGGUAAGUUUUCCGUUUCUUCCCAACCCCCCCUACCCUAUGGCCACUUCAUCAGAGACCCUCUUCCACAUAGACAGGGAAUUGAUGGACCUACACAGAAAGGAGGCGAUCGAACGUGCUCCAGAUUACUCCGGAGGAGUUCUCAGCACUAUCUUUCUGGUGCACAAGAAGGGCGGCCAGAUGCGCCCAGUCAUCAACCUACGCCCCCUAAACAGGUUUGUGCGAUAUCGACACUUCAAGAUGGAGGGCAUCCAUCUUCUCAGGGAUCUCCUACUAAAAGGAGAUUGGAUGGUGAAACUCGACUUAAAGGACGCGUACCUCACCGUCCCUGUAGAGGAAUCCUCCAGAGACCUGCUUCGCUUCAAAUGGAAGGGAGAAAUUUGGCGUUUCACUUGCCUCCCCUUCGGUCUUUCAUCGGCUCCAUGGUGUUUCACCAAACUCAUGCGGCCGGUGGUAGCAUGGCUCCGCAGUCGAGGAAUUCGACUAAUUAUCUACCUGGACGACAUACUUCUGCUGGCCCAGGACAGACAGACCCUUCUCUCACAUCUGGAACUCACUUCAAGCCUAUUAACCGGAUUGGGAUUCCUCAUCAACUACGACAAGUCCGUUUUGACACCAGCACGGAUAAUGGAAUUCCUAGGGUUUUCCGUGGAUUCGGUAACAGAAACCCUCAGUCUUCCGACGACAAAGAUCAAGGAGAUUCGCAAGGAACUACGCAGAACGCUGGACAUGCCCCGGAUUUCCCUUCGACAUCUGGCUCGAAUCAUCGGUCUUCUAUCGUCCUCCAUCCAGGCCGUUUUUCCAGCUCCUUUACACUACCGAGCCCUACAACGCCUGAAGACGGCGCAUCUUCACAAAGGAGCCACCUACGCGGAUUUUAUUUGUCUGGACGACGAAACUCGGGACGAGAUCCAUUGGUGGAUCGGCAAUCUUCAAGCCUGGAACGGGAAGGCGAUUUGCGGUCCCCGUCCGGAUUUCACAGUAGAGUCGGACGCCAGCCUACUUGGUUGGGGGGCCCACUGCGAGGGCAUUUCGACCGGGGGUCGUUGGUCAGUAGAAGAGUCUCCUUUACACAUCAACGCCUUGGAACUCCUGGCGGGCUCAUUCGCUAUUCGCAGUUUUGCGAAGGACAUGACCAAGGUUUGCAUUCGACUAUGUAUGGACAACGUCUCCGCUGUCCGUUAUGUCAAUGCCAUGGGCGGUACCCAUUCUCCCAUGCUGUCUCAUUUGGCCAGGGAUUUCUGGUCUUUCUGUCUGAAUCGGGAACUUACAGUGGUGGCGGAAUACAUCCCAGGACUACACAACGUUCAGGCGGACUGGAGCUCACGCUAUCUCAAGGAUACCAGCGACUGGAGAUUAGAUGCGCAGGUGUUUUCUACCAUCUCCUCAAUCUGGGGUCCUGCUUGCAUCGAUCUCUUCGCCUCCCGUUUGAACAAACAACUACCGAGGUUCUUCAGUUGGCGCCCGGAUCCAGAAGCGGAGGCUGUAGACGCAUUCCUUCAAGAUUGGUCAGAGGAUCUUCACUACGCGUUUCCGCCGUUCUCAAUGAUUCCGAGAACCCUGAACCAGGUCCGCUCCCAAUCAGCGGAGAUCAUCUUGAUCGUUCCGUUCUGGACCACUCAGUCAUGGUUUCCCAACCUUCUAGAACUUCUCAUCUUCCCUCCUUUUCUUCUACCAGUCUACCCAGAUCUCCUCUUAGGUCCGGAAGACGCUCAACAUCCUCUCCUUCUGGAGGGUUCUCUCCGAUUACUGGCGUGCAGAGUUUCAGGCGUUCCUACCAAGGCUAUGUCCUUUCGGAACCAACUUGGAGAUUACUGGAAGAGUCUUGGGCUCCUGGCACCAGACGGGCUUAUAGAGCGGCCUGGAGAUCUUGGUCUAGUUGGUGCGUGGACCGGGGUCUGGAUCCCGUUUCGGCCACUGUAACAGACAUCUUAAAUUUCCUUACUUCCCUAUUCGACGAUGGUAAGGCUUAUCGGACUAUUAAUCUUUUCAGGUCCGCCAUUUCCUCUUUUCAUCAAGGUUUUGAAGGCCGUCCUUCAGGCCAACACCCUUUAGUCUGCCGCCUACUUAAAGGCGCCAGGAUGUCUCGUCCUCCCAGACCACGCCUUUCCACCACUUGGGAUGUUUCUCUGGUCUUAAAUCUUUUUUCUUCCUGGCCACCCAAUUCGGAACUCUCAUUACGCCAAUUGUCAGCUAAACUGGUCACUCUGUUCUGUCUAAUCUCUUGUAAGAGAGUUUCUGACGUGAGAGCGUUAGAUUAUAACGCCAGAUUUUUCUCUCCUGAAGGAGUCACCUUUGACAUUUCUCGUCGGACUAAGACCCAGAUUCGUUCUGUGUCUUAUCCUUCUUUUCCGGGAACUCCUGCCCUUUGUCCCGUAUCUUGCCUACGUGAAUACGAGUCUCGAACUUUACCGCAUCGUUCCAUCGAGCUUCCUCAGUUGUUCCUUUCUUACCGACGUCCGUUUGCCCCAGUUUCCACCACAACUUUGGCUAGAUGGGUUAAGUGGCUCAUGUCUUUAGCGGGUGUUGAUACUUCAAUAUUCACCGCUCAUUCUACUCGAAGCGCAUCGUCUACUUCUAUGAUGGCGGCGGGCGCUCGCCUGGAGGACGUUAUGAAAAUUGCAGACUGGUCCAGAGUAUCGACUUUCAGAGACUUCUAUUUUCGUCCUACUCAACAUGUUUUUACUCCUGUUAUUGGACAGCUUUAAACUCGCAAUAGGAGCCUCCGUGUCUUGAAAUAAAAUUAUAUGAUUUUGCUAAUUUAUGACGUAAAGUCAUGAUUUUAUGAAAGACACGGAGGCGAGUAUUGCCCUCCCUCACUUAUUCUCCCUCCCUGCUCACUUUAGUUUAGUUAUUUAUUUAUUUAAUGAAUUAUUGUAUUAUUUUGACCUGGUGACGAUCACUUAUACUUGCCAUUUUAUUAUGCUCCUUGCUGCUUUGCAUGCACAUGUUCCUUUAGUGUUACUAUUACCCCCUCUAUGUGAUUCUCCUUUUUCUCUUUUCUCCUAGUGUGACUUAAUCCUCACUAUCGGCUGGAUUACAUAUGAUCUACAUUCUUAGUUCCCAGUUUCGACAUUGCAGUUCCGGUUUGACCAGUUCUCGGCUUCUGUUUCAAAGUUCCUGAAGAGUUGGAGUGGCAUCCGCCAAGAAAGAGGAAGGCUUCCUGCAACAGAGACUAUAUAUAGGGGAGCAAGUGGGAGGAGCUUGUUACCAUGGAGAUAUGCUAAUCUCCUAAGUUUUUUCUUUGCUGCUGUGGUUUUGUCAGU
Messenger RNA from Bufo gargarizans (Asiatic toad), 3815 nucleotides. RefSeq lists its product as uncharacterized. The record is from RefSeq and is a predicted model, not a curated record. The transcript has a single exon. Lineage: Eukaryota; Metazoa; Chordata; Amphibia; Anura; Bufonidae. Bases 589 to 2472 code for a protein of 627 amino acids.